Scylla paramamosain (green mud crab) is the source of this 440-nucleotide messenger RNA. RefSeq lists its product as uncharacterized. The record is from RefSeq and is a predicted model, not a curated record. The coding region runs from base 24 to 386 and encodes 120 amino acids. NCBI's taxonomy places the organism in Eukaryota, Metazoa, Arthropoda, Malacostraca, Decapoda, Portunidae. The transcript is spliced from 3 exons.
CGACUGGCAGGUGUCACUUCUACAUGGGGAAACACGCCUUCAUCAGCAUUGGGAGUUUCUCAUUGCUCUUCCCCACCAACUCCUCCUUGAUAGGGAGAGCGAAUAAGCUAAUCUUCAAGCUGACGGAGGGAGGUCUGUGGGAUGAGUGGCUGGCGCGACAACUCGGGAACUCCAAGGAAUGUUUAAAGCCGCCGGCAACUGACCGAGGCGAGGGUGUGAAGCCGCUCGGUGUGCAGGAUAUACUGGGGUUAUUAGUUAUCCUGGCUAUUGGGUACCUCGUCUCGCUGCUUGUGUUCGCUGGGGAAACUCUCUUCUUCCACCAGAUCAACCAUGAUAACCACCCCCACGCGCCGCUAACCCCUGACCAGACGCCAAUGAUGAACUGAAAGCCCCACUCUUCCCUCCUCGUCAAAUGUUCUCCGCCACAUGUCUUGGUGAAG